Messenger RNA from Chironomus riparius, 714 nucleotides. The record is from the annotation of a GenBank genome assembly. NCBI's taxonomy places the organism in Eukaryota, Metazoa, Arthropoda, Insecta, Diptera, Chironomidae.
AUGAAGCUAAACGUUCUCACAGGAAUCGCUAUAAUAAGUUGUGUCAAUGCAAUCCCAAUUAAAUAUGAUUCGCUGAACAACAUUUACAAGAAUUUGAUCCCAACUAUCGAUGGCUUUGCUACGAAUGUUGACGUCGAUUGUGUCGAGUCGAAGCUUAACCUAGCAAAAAAUGGCAAUAAAAUUGUAAAAAGUCAACAAGGCUUCAUGCUGGUACAUUACGCAGCUUUUUUGUGCUCUGAGGAGCUGACAAAGUCGAGAAUUGACGAGAAGCUUACUGAAGUCAGACAAGUUAUUACAUUGUUGGAACCACGGACUGAAAAGUGCUUGAAAAUUUCACUUUGGGAAUUGGAACCGGAUUCACCACUUUUGGAUAAUUUUAACAAAAAUGUCAUUGCGGACGAAAUGAGCAGCUGUAAAAAAUCAAAAGAUUUCAUAGAAUUCUCAAAUAUGAUGGAUGAAGCGUGGACAGUGGCUGAAGAACUUCUCGGCUCGGAGAUCACAAAAUGCAGGAAUCCAGUAGCUGAAAAGAAGAACCAGUUUACAUUUCUUGCUUUAGUGGACGAGACAAGACCGGCGGUUAAGAAUGAUGAGCUUGAUAAGUACAUUAAAGCUGAAACUGCAUUGCAGGACGCAUUUUUGCAUUGCGCUUUGGUUCCAGUUGAGAAUAUGGCAGGAACAAAUGUUGUUGAUGGGAAUGGGCAGGAGAAAGACUAA